AUGGUCGCCACAAGGACAGCUUUAAAGAACGUAGUACUGACUAUAUGUGCUAUUAAUCAGGUAAGACCAAAACCAAAAGUUAUCUUACAGUUUGGCUUCAUUGGUCAUUGCAAUCGUAUUAUUUUCCUAUACCUUCCAUUACAUAACAAACAACAAGUUGUUCUCUUCAACACGUAUACUUCACCAGUACAAGUUGAUCCCAUGGUAAAAGAUAAAUUCUGCAUCGAACCGCGCUAUCUCAUCCAAAAGAUUCAUGCAGAUGAUAAGAAGAACUACAACCUGAAAGCCAAUGUGACUUCAGAGCCAAUAGGAAUACCACAAAAUAUUUGGUAUUGGAUCUCAGGCAAAAUACAACAAAUGUUUAUGGGACAGAACAAAGGACUUUAUAUGAUCUUUGUUGAUCACACAAAACCUUUGACACUAUGA
Messenger RNA from Loa loa (African eye worm), 426 nucleotides. RefSeq lists its product as hypothetical. The transcript has 3 exons. The record is from RefSeq and is a predicted model, not a curated record. Lineage: Eukaryota; Metazoa; Nematoda; Chromadorea; Rhabditida; Onchocercidae. The coding region runs from base 1 to 426 and encodes 141 amino acids.